This is a messenger RNA of Equus caballus (horse), 3723 nucleotides long. RefSeq names its product CTD phosphatase subunit 1 (gene CTDP1). Gene Ontology annotation, molecular function: RNA polymerase II CTD heptapeptide repeat phosphatase activity. Lineage: Eukaryota; Metazoa; Chordata; Mammalia; Perissodactyla; Equidae. The record is from RefSeq and is a predicted model, not a curated record. Gene Ontology annotation, cellular component: nucleus.
GGGCGGCGGGUGGAAGCCGGUGCCGGAGUGGGUGUUGUAGCGCCGCCGCCGCCGCCUGGGCCGCGUCUCCCGCCCGCGAUGGGCGCCGGACCCUGAGCCCCGCCCGCCGACGCGUUUUCUCAGCACCCGCCAGCCGCGAUGGAACCGCCGCCCGCCGCCCGCCGUCCCGCCGAGGGCGCCCCGCCGGCUGCCGUGGCCGAGGUGCGCUGCCCGGGCCCCGGGCCGCUGCGCCUGCUCGAAUGGAGGGUGGCGGCGGGCGCAGCCGUGCGUCUCGGCUCCGUGCUGGCCGUGUGCGAGGCCGCCGCCUCCGCGCAGUCCCCCGGGCCCGCUCCUGCCCGCGCCGGCUCUGGGGGCUGCGUGCGCGCAGAGCGCCGGCUGAGGUCAGAGCGCGCCGGCGUGGUGCGGGAGCUGUGCGCGCAGCCGGGCCAGGUGGUGGCCCCCGGAGCCGUUCUGGUGCGAUUAGAAGGAUGUAGCCACCCCGUUGUCAUGAAAGGCUUGUGUGCUGAAUGUGGCCAAGACCUAACCCAGUUGCAGAGCAAGAACGGGAAGCAGCAGGUGCCGCUGUCCACGGCCACCGUGUCCAUGGUGCACAGUGUCCCUGAGCUGAUGGUGAGCUCCGAGCAAGCUGAGCAGCUAGGAAGGGAAGACCAGCAACGACUGCAUCGAAACAGAAAGCUGGUGCUCAUGGUCGACUUGGACCAGACCUUGAUCCACACGACGGAGCAGCACUGCCAGCAGAUGUCAAACAAAGGCAUAUUUCACUUCCAGCUGGGCCGGGGCGAGCCGAUGCUGCACACCCGUUUGCGUCCGCACUGCAAGGAGUUCCUGGAGAAGACCGCCAAGUUGUACGAGCUGCACGUCUUCACUUUUGGCAGCCGGCUGUAUGCGCACACGAUCGCAGGCUUCUUAGAUCCUGAGAAGAAGCUUUUUUCUCAUCGAAUAUUGUCGAGGGACGAAUGUAUUGACCCGUUUUCUAAAACAGGCAACCUUAGAAAUCUCUUUCCUUGUGGAGACUCAAUGGUUUGCAUUAUUGAUGACCGAGAAGAUGUCUGGAAGUUUGCCCCCAAUCUGAUCACCGUGAAGAAAUACGUGUACUUCCAGGGCAUAGGAGACAUCAAUGCUCCGUCUGGGCCCCGGGAGUCUCAGGCGAGAAGGAGAGUGAAUCACUCUCCCAAAGGCGCCGAGCUCACAGAGCAAGCUCCGUCUGUCAAGGACCCUGAGGAAGGAAGGCAGGUUUCUGGGGUCGAGCAGAGUAACGGGCUUGGGAAGCCCUCCAGGGAACUCAAUGGAGGCGCUCCUCUGCGGGGGGACUGGCCCUUGCCCUGUCAGGAGGAGGAGAGGGGCACCCGGCCUGCUACCCGCACCCCCUUGGCCGAUGGUAGGGGUCCCCCAGCGAGUGCUCCACAGCAGAGUCGGACAUUGCCUGAAAAGCGGCCCGCUCAGGGCACGGCGGGCGCUGACCUGGACUUUGACUUAUCCAGUGACAGUGAGAGCAGCAGCGAGUCAGAGGGUCAGUCGUCCUCCGCCGCCUCUGAUGGCGAAAGUGGGGAGAAGAGGGGCCGGAAAAAGCCUAAAGCCACACGAGAUGCCAGCAAAGUGGUGCCGCAGGGCGGCCUCCCGGGCACAGGAGGUGACAGGCCUGCAGGAGCAAAUCACUGCGGAGAGUCCACGCCCAGUGCCCAUCCAGACAUGCCAGAGGACAGCGAGCGGGACAGCCUCUGCGGGCUCGGGGGUGGCUGUGCCGACAGGAAGGAGGCCGAGACGGAAUCCCAGAACAGCGAGCAGUCGGGUAUCACAGUGGGCGAGUCCCUGGACCAGAGCGUGGAGGAGGAGGAGGAGGAGGAGGAGGACACCGAUGACGACGACCACCUGGUCUACCUGGAAGAGAUCCUUGCCCGCGUGCACUCCGACUACUACGCCAAGUACGACCGCUUCCUCAGUGGGGAGAUCCAGGAGGCCCCUGACAUCCGGAAGAUCGUCCCGGAGCUCAAGAGCAAAGUGUUGGCAGACGUCGCCAUAAUAUUUAGUGGGCUGCACCCAACAAACUUCCCGAUAGAGAAGACCCGGGAGCAUUACCACGCCACGGCCCUCGGAGCGAAGAUCCUCACUCAGCUGGUGCUGGACCCCAACGACCCCAACAGAGCCACCCACUUGGUCGCAGCGCGGGCAGGCACGGAGAAGGUGCGCCAGGCCCAGGAGUGCGGGCAGCUGCACGUGGUCAACCCCGACUGGCUGUGGAGCUGCCUGGAGCGGUGGGACAAGGUGGAGGAGCAGCUCUUCCCGCUCAGGGACGACUACGGCAGAGCACAGAGGGAGGAAAGCCCGGCAGCCUUUCCUGACAGGCAGAGUGCACUUCCAGCCGCGGUGUUCCAUCCGACGCCUGUCCAUCCCAGGGCCCAGGCUGGUCCUGAAGUUCGGAUCUAUGACGCCAACACGGGCAAGCUCAUUCGGAAGGGCACCGCAGGCCCCGGGCCCCCUGGCUCCCUUCCGGUACACGUGGAGCACUCCUCCUUCAGAGUUGUUCAGCCACAUCAACAGCAGAUGUUUGGUGAAGAGCUGCCAGAUAAUCAAGAUGGAGAGCAGCCUGGUCCUUCUAGAAGAAAGCGACAGCCCAGCAUGUCAGAGACAAUGCCGCUGUACACACUGUGUAAGGAGGAUUUAGAGAGUAUGGACAAAGAGGUGGAUGACAUCCUAGGAGAAGGCAGCGAUGACAGCGACAGUGAAAAGAAGAAGCCGGAAGAGCAGGAGGAGGAGGAACAGGAGGGGGCACCUCAGCCCAGGGAACCCAAGGCCCCGGGGGCCCACAGGGGGCACACGCUCGAGUCGACAUCAUCCAGCGAGAGGAGUGCAGCGGAUGGCCGGGGGCCCAGGGGCCACAAGAGGAAGCUGAAUGAAGGGGAUGCUGCCAGCGAGUCCAGCGGGGAGUCCAGCUGCGAGGACGAGGAGGGGAGCAGCUCAGAGGCAGACGAGAUGGCCGCUGCGCUCGAGGCAGAACUCAGCGACCUCAUGUGACCUGCGGGCCGCGGGGUGGACGCGUGAACCUCUUCUGUCCCUUCCCCGUGCCGGCCCAUAGACGGGGUUUCCUUUUCUCCAGAAAGAUGUGUAUAUUUUGCAGAGCUCCACAUACAAAACACAAUAUUUUGCAGAAAUAGGUGUUUUAAAGUUUUAGUACAGGAAGGUCUACUUUUUUAAGUGACAGUUUCACGGGGAAGUGGUGUGCCACGCAGAGACCCUUGUCGAGCUCAGCAGAGCCGCACAGCAAGACUGGAGUUGUGGUUUAUUGUCAUGUAGGACGGGGUUUUGGGGGGGCGGAAGUGUGUUUUUCCCUUUAAAUACCACAGCCUGUUAUUUGGGGUGAAGACUUUGGGGAUCCGACAAGGUGUAGAGGAGGGUGUGGCAUCUUGUCAUGAUUUUUCACAGCCAAAGCCGUCAGAACGUCAAAGGCUUUAGAUGGGGCAGAGCGUGUGCACGCACAGAACCCUGAGAAUAGCGCGGGCCUGGGCAGCCUCAGGGCCGAGGAGCACGUGGUGCACUUCCGAGCGGGCCAUGACAGCCGGGUUCUGGACCGCCUCCCCUCCCCUGGGCAUCGCGAUAAGGAGUGCUGCCUUCCCUGAGCAGCCUUCUCCUCUGAGAGAUCUGAUGUAAAGUUUUGUAUAUCUAUUUCAUAUUUGACCCACCACACAGAUUUUUCUUUCAUUUAAUAAAAGUCCCUUUUGUAAGCUC